Messenger RNA from Rhagoletis zephyria (snowberry fruit fly), 2769 nucleotides. It is a transcript of the gene foxo, whose product is annotated as forkhead box, sub-group O. Lineage: Eukaryota; Metazoa; Arthropoda; Insecta; Diptera; Tephritidae. The record is from RefSeq and is a predicted model, not a curated record. Gene Ontology annotation, biological process: regulation of transcription by RNA polymerase II. Gene Ontology annotation, cellular component: nucleus. Gene Ontology annotation, molecular function: RNA polymerase II cis-regulatory region sequence-specific DNA binding; DNA-binding transcription factor activity, RNA polymerase II-specific.
AAAUAAAAAAAAAGUACCCAACGAUUGCAGAGAUCAUCUCGACGGAGUGACAACGUCGAAGGUAUAUUUGAUUGCUGCAACGCUCUUAAGAAAUUUUGAAAAAAUAAACAACGCCAGCUUAUACGCAUCCGCCAAAAUUGCGCAAACAAUUUUCUAUCCGACCACCUAUAUAAAUACAGCAAAACUGCACAUCAUAAACGAUCCGUUUACAAUAAUGGAGGGCUUCGUGCACGAUUGGCCCACACCACCGCCUACAGAUAUUCCCCUGCACAUGGAUCUAGUCAGCGAACUACAGGGCGAUGGUGGUUUUGAGCCGCAGACUCGUGCCAGAUCGAAUACUUGGCCAUGUCCGCGGCCAGAGAACUUUGUGGAGCCGUCAGACGAUUUGGAUAGCACGAAGGCGAGUAAUCAGCAGCUGGCGGGUGGAGAUUCGCAACAGGCCGUACAAAAUAUGAGUACAGCGAAAAAAAAUUCAUCGCGUCGCAAUGCGUGGGGCAAUUUGUCGUAUGCGGAUUUGAUAACGCACGCCAUUGGUUCGGCGACCGACAAACGGCUAACGCUUAGUCAAAUCUACGAAUGGAUGGUGCAGAAUGUGCCAUAUUUUAAGGAUAAAGGCGAUUCGAAUAGCAGUGCCGGCUGGAAGAAUUCCAUUCGUCACAAUCUAUCGUUGCACAAUCGAUUUAUGCGCGUCCAAAAUGAGGGUACUGGCAAAUCGUCUUGGUGGAUGCUUAAUCCGGAUGCGAAACCGGGCAAAUCAGUGCGUCGGCGUGCCGCAUCUAUGGAAACGUCGCGCUACGAGAAGCGUCGGGGGCGUGCCAAAAAGCGCGUGGAGGCUCUACGUCAGGCGGGCAUUACCGGUCUGAACGAUGCGACACCAUCGCCCAGCAGUAGCGUGAGUGAAGGUUUGGAUCACUUCUCGGAGAGUCCAUUGCACAGUGGUAAUUUCCAGUUGUCACCAGACUUCCGACAACGCGCGUCUUCGAAUGCCAGUUCCUGCGGACGUCUCAGUCCGAUUCCAGCGCUAAUAGGACUCGAGCCAGAUUGGAGCUUUGGUGCUGACUACACAAAUACAACCAUAACGCCGGCACAGUCAGCGUCAAUGGAUCAAUUAGCCGGUUCGAUAGCGGACGUAAAAUUGCCAAAGGAUAUUCUGCAAGGGUUUAGCGCUGCCUCGGGUAUACCCACACAGCCGCCACCCCCCUAUCAGCCGCCACAGACAUAUAGCUUGAAUGGGCCCGUCGUAUCACAGGGUUAUGGCUUACAGGCCCAACAGUGCAUGUUGCAUCGCUCUCUGACGUGCAGCUGCUUGCAUAAUUCACGCGACGGUCUGUCACCUAAUUCUGUCACAACAACCAUGUCUCCCGCGUAUCCGAACAGCGAACCAUCGUCGGACUCUUUGAACACAUACAGUAAUGUGGUUUUAGAUGCCGGCAGCUCUGCUGGCGUUGCGAAUGAUAAUGGCACCAGUUUAUUGGUUCAACAGCAACGACAGCAACAACAGCAGCAGCAGCAACAGCGACAAGUGCAGCAGCAACAACAGCAACAGCAACAACAACAACAACGUCAGCAGCAGCAACAACAGUCACUUAGCACAAAUUUGGAAGACAACAACUGCGCAUCAACACUUAUCGGGCAAUGCAUGGAAGCACUCAAUAAUGAGCCACAAAUUGACGAAUUUACACUAGACAGCUUUCAACCUGGCCUAGAGUGCAAUCUGGAGGAAUUAAUCCGACAGGAGAUGAGCAUUGAUGGCAUGUUGGAUAUCAACAUCCCAUUCCCAUCUGACCCCACAGCUGUUGGCAAUGACAGUACAAAUAUUGUUAAUAGCGCCCUCGGCGGGGCGAAUAAUGCGCAGCACCAGCAGCAGCAACAACAACAACAACAACAACAUCAUCAGCAGCAGCAAUUGAAUCAGCUGCAGGCACAGUUACCCCAGCAACAGCAGCCACAAUUGAUGCCAUCGCUGCUCAAUAGUAUCGCUAGCAAUAACAACAACAGCAUUGUAAAGCCACCAUCUUGGGUGCACUAGAGGAGUGGGCAGCGCUGGAGUGAGCAGUUAGUUUAAUAAAUAACAAUAACAAAACAUUUUUAGCUAAAUAAAGUGGUAACCUAAGAAAUGGAUUUGCAUGUAAAAAGAAGAAAAAAUAAAAGAAACGCAGGAAAAAAGCGCGGAAAGUAGCAUGAGUGAAUCGGUUGCGAAUGCGAAUACCCGGCGAUUGGGCAACUGUCUGAAGCUGAUGGGACUUAGAGUUGGGUGUGUAUGGGUUUCUGCGUGCCACAUGCCCGGAUACUUUGUAGCGCAUUACCAAUUUUGCAUGCAAAUAUUUUUAUAGUACUACUCAGUACUACAAGUACUACAUACCCGUACAUACAUGCAUAGAAGUUAAUAGUUGAUGAAUUGAUUUAAUCUAUUCUCCCUACGCACAUACAUACAUACAUAUGUAUACAUGUAAGAAUAAUGCCAACGAAUUGCUUCUACCCACAAGUCAAAUCAAACCCAAGUUCGAAAAGAAAAUGAAGAAAUGAAAAAAAUCAAAAGAAAACAUAUGUCAUAAGGAUUAAGAUAGAUAAUUGGAUGGAUAAGAAAUAAAACUAAGCAAAAAAACAAAAUCACAACUUUGUGUCUAAUAAUCAAGGACAAUAGCGACAGGAGUAAAGGAUUAGCUAACUAACUGCAACAAUAUCUGUGAGCAGCAGAGAGCACGAAUUGAGUUUAGAAAGUUAUUUAACUGGUCCUGCAGCCGCAAGCAAAGGAAAACACCAUAGAAA